GGACCCGUGAGCGUCUCCGCCCACCGAUUAAUUUCCGUAGGGAAGCAGAAACUCGUAGCCCCCCUUUCUCUCUGAUCUUCCUCGAAAACUCCCUGAAAAUUGAAUCCCCUUUGGUUCGGUCUCUCUCUGUCCCUCGUCGGCGGAUCGAGCUCGUCUGUGGCUAUGUAGUGGAAAAACCCUAUGGAGGAGAAACCGGCUCCCAUCGCGCCGCCGGAGCCGGCGACGGGCCAAGCGGCGGACCCAAUCCCAAAUCUGACGCCCGUUUCAUCCCCAGCUCCGGCCUUGCCCGAAUUGGAGCCGAGGGAAGAGGAACACAAUGAUGCGAGCAAAGACUGUUCUGCUGGAGAACAAGAGGGGGAUGAAAACGAAUGCUUGGAGGAAGUAAAUAAGGAUGCUCCAACAAGUGCAGAGGAUGCACUGGUUCCCAAGAUAGGCAUGACUUUUGAUUCCAUUAAUGAGGCUUUUCAUUUCUAUAAGGCAUAUGGCUAUUUCAUGGGCUUUGGGGUUAGAAGAAGGACAAGUCACAACUUUCUUGGAGAUCGGUACCGUUCGACCUUCACAUGUUGUAAAGGAGGGUCAGCAAUACUAAAGAAAAAGAACACUAAGUACAGAACGAAACCUGCUGUGAAGACGGAAUGCAAGGCCAUGAUGGUUAUAAGGGAUCGUCAUUUAGAGAACCGUUGGAAGGUAGAGGUUGUUGAAUUGGAGCACAAUCACCCGCUUGAACCUGAUAUGGUUAGAUUCAUGAAAUGCUUUAGGGAGCUUCCAGCUUCAGUGAAAGGACAGCUUCAGAUCAAUGACAAGGUGGCUGAGUCUAUAAACAAGUCAAUCGAUGCAGCGAUUGCUCCAGGAGUUGGAUAUAAAAACUGCUUAUCUACUGAGAAGGAUUGUACAAAUCAUGCAGAAGAGGCAAGAAAACUCAGGCUUGGAGAAGAAGAUGUUGAGGCUCUGCUGAAGUUCUUUGACAGCAUGCAGGCACAGAAUUCAAAUUUCUUUUAUAGUUGGGAUAUGGAUGACGAAGGCCAGCUAAGGAAUAUAUUUUGGGCCGAUGCCAGAUCGAGAGCUGCAUAUCGCUACUUCAGUGACAUCAUAACCUUCGACACUAGGUACCUAACCAAACAAUAUGAUUUGCCACUUGCUUUAUUUGUCGGAGUAAACCACCAUGGCCAGUCUAUAUUGUUAGGAUGUGGUCUUCUUGCAGAUGAGACGGCAGAUACCUGUAUUUGGCUUUUUCGGAAGUGGCUAAGGUGUAUGAGUGACAAGCCACCUGAUGCUAUAAUUACCGAUCAGUGUAAAACCAUAGGUGGAGCAGUUGCCAAGGUAUUCCCACAUGCUCGACAUCGAUUUUGCCUUUGGCAUAUUAUGAGGAAGCUUCCUGAAAAAAUAGGUAAAAUGGAAAAAAGAAAGGCAAUAAGUGAUAAAUUGAGUGAGGUUGUUUAUGAUUCUCUGACAGUUACUGACUUUCAAAGAGGGUGGGCAGAAAUGAUCGAGCAAUUUCAACUUCAAGACAAUGAGUGGUUAUCCACAUUAUAUGAAGAUAGGAGCCAAUGGGUGCCUGUGUAUGUAAAGGACACAUUUUGGGCCAAUAUGUCAAGUAUGCAGAAGAACGAGAGUAAUAGCAGUUAUUUUGAUGGUUAUGUGACAUCCAAAACCUCUAUCAGAAUGUUUGUUGAGCAAUAUGAAAAUGUUUUGUGGAGCAAGUAUGAGAAGGAGGUUCAAGAGGAUUUCCGCUCAUUCAGUACAAACCCAAAUCUGUUAUCAGAACUGGAGUUUGAAAAGCAGAUUGCUGAGGUGUAUACCACAAACAUAUUUUUAGAGUUCCAGGUUGAGGUGAAACACUUGAUGCAAUGCAUUAGUGUCAUAGUUGACAGGAAUGGGCCCAUUGUCACUCACAAGGUGACCGAACUAGCAGCUGGCAAGAAGAUUGAUUACAAGGUUACUUAUAACACUACCGAGGAAGUUGUUUGGUGCAUUUGCAAAUCUUUUCAAUUUAGAGGUAUUCUGUGCAGGCAUGCAUUGUGUGUGUUGCGACAAGAGCUUGUAACUGUGCUACCAUCAAAAUACAUACUCCCACGUUGGAGGAAGGAUUUCAAAUGGUUGAACGCAUCCUCGUCGUCACCUAGCAUUGCAUCUCUUCAUGAGAUGGAUAUUUACGAUGAUUUAUACAUGCAUGGCCACCAAUUUUUGAUGGAUAUUGUUGAGAUUGGUGGGGCUGUUGAUCAUGAUUUGAAAGAGUUUGCUCUAGUGGUAAUGAAGGAGGCAAGGGAGAAAGUGAUGAAAUAUGAGGAAUCACAUGGAGAUAGAAGGAUUGGUGACAACAACAUGUCAUCCACCUCCCAGUUAGGUAGUAGCUGCCAUAUUCCAGCAGUUUUUGACCUGGAAAAUGAUGCAUCACCCAUGGCUCCAAUUGCCAGGGUUCUGAAUCCUACACAAUCACAUCCUAAAGCUCGCUCACCCAUGAAAAGGCUUGUCAGCCAGAGAGAAAGGGCUAUCCAGAAUUUGAAUCCCGUGCAGGUGAAAAACUCAAGGAGCAACGACAGCACAAGUGCUAGUGUGCAUGGCCAAGAGAUCCAACCAAAUGAGGCAUGGGCAAUGACCCCAAUUGGAAUGCAAGAGGGCUUUGGUCACAUGGUGGGAUCCAUAUCCAUGAAUUGGACAAUGCACAGUCCUGCUCCUUACCCCCAAUGGCCUGAAAGUGGUAGCCUCGACCCUUCUAGAAGGAUGUAAUGUGGUAGUGUUAAAAUGAUUUGGGGCUGUUGACAAGGGACUUGAUGUUUUGGCUUGUAAAAAAGUUAUCUUUGAGGUGAAGGAUGUAUUGUGGUAGUGUUAAAAGUGGAAAGGCUUGUUGUUAUCUUGGCAUGGGCAUUUUUUUUUAAUACAAAUUUUACUUAAAAGUUA
Messenger RNA from Elaeis guineensis (African oil palm), 2898 nucleotides. Its product is annotated as protein FAR1-RELATED SEQUENCE 6. NCBI's taxonomy places the organism in Eukaryota, Viridiplantae, Streptophyta, Magnoliopsida, Arecales, Arecaceae. Gene Ontology annotation, biological process: regulation of DNA-templated transcription. The record is from RefSeq and is a predicted model, not a curated record. Gene Ontology annotation, molecular function: zinc ion binding.